AUGGCUACUCGAGCUGAGCAUCUCCCUGCACUUCCACUGGAACCACUCCCAGAGAUUCCAUCUGGUCUUCGUAUCGCUUAUGCCCAGCACCUCCUCAACAAGCACCUUCGCAAGCUGCGCGCCAAGCUCAAUGAAGAUGUAGAAUUCUCUGAGCCACUGCCCCAGAAAAAGUUCUCUCAUUCAGCCCCAUCUGAUGGGGACCCUCUAUCGGAAAUGCCCGAGUACAAAGGCCGUGUCGCAAUUGUCGGCGCUGGUGCUACGGGCCUGUACCUUGCCAUGAUGCUCAAGUAUCUCAAGAUUAACAAUGUGGAUAUCUAUGAAGCCUCUGAUCGAAUUGGUGGUCGAUGUUACACCUACAACUUCCCCGACGAGAAGGACUCUCCUCACAACUACUAUGAUAUCGGAGCGAUGCGCAUUCCGGAAAUCCCAGCCAUGCAAUCCACCCUGAAUCUCAUCAAGGAACUGAAGCUUCCCAAGGAACCUUAUGUCCUCAACGCUGGUUGCGAGCCACAAAUGCAUUACUACUCAAACAACCCUGCUGAUGCUCCGAGUGGAAAGGCCUACGAAAAGAGAAUUGCCGAUAUCAUUGCUAAGCUUGGCCAAAACUGGAACGAAGAGUUUAAAGCUUUGAUCGACGGCGAUGAUGACAAUUACUCCACCAGAGCUUGGCUCAUGCACACAGAGCCCAAGUUGACCUACGAACAAACAGAAGAAGCCGAGUCUGCCGAGACGUCUACAGGCCUUUUUGAUCAGGCUUUCAUCGAGUCACUCUGUGACUACAGUGACUUUCAAGCUGCUAAUGGCAAGCCAUGGUGGCGUCUUGAGGGAGGCAUGUCCAUCGUCACCGACAAGAUGAACAAAUGCAUUGAAGACAAGAACUGGGUCCCUCACAAUCCCAUCUCCCUCAAGGUCAAGACCAGCACACCAGUGGUAGCCAUGUCAGAGAGUGAGUCAGGCGACAAGAUUGAGGUGACCCUAGCUGGCGCAAAGAAGCCCGAAAGCUACGACAUGGUGUUCAACACAACCGCAAUGGGCCCUCUACAGCGCAUGGACAUCUCAGGACUCGUCCCCAGUUUUGGACUCCCUGAUUACCAGAAGAAGAUCCUCACUGGUAUCCGCGCUCUCAGCUAUGAUCGUGCCUGCAAAGUGGCCAUCAAGUUCAAGACGCGCUGGUGGAAGGGCAUGUACAAGUCUUCCACGACCAACGAAACCAUCGGUGGUGUAUCGGGCACUGAUCUCGCGGUCAGCAAUGUUGUUUACCCAUCUUGGGAUGACGGUGAUAAACCAGCUGUGCUCAUGGUUUCAUACAGCUGGGCACAAGACGCGACACGCAUGGGAGCUCUUAUCCCAGAUUACUCCAAGCAGGAUCCUUGUAUUGAUGAUACGGUGGUCACACAGUCAUUGCAGGACCUGGUCAAACUCUGGUCCAAGAGUGAUCCCAAAAUUACUGUCGACUUUCUCAGAAGCCAGUAUGUCACUCACCACGCUUACGCCUGGUCGCAUGACCCAUAUACCGGCGGCGCAUUCGCCCUCUUCGGACCAGGACAGUUCAAGUAUAUGUACCCAGAGUUCCAACACAUUCUUUGUGGAGGCAAAUUUGCCAUCUGCGGAGAGGCCUUGAGUCCCCAUCACGCUUGGAUUUCUGGAGCGCUCGACAGUGGAUAUCUGACCAUGGUCCGAUGGCUAGCCCAUCUCGGGGAUCAUAAGAGAGUCGACGCAUUGAAGAAGGCGUGGUUUGGUGCUGGAAAGGACGAACAUACUGCUGAGUAUGAUGAGGUUCUGAUGUACUGGUCGGUCAAGCUGAGUGAGAAGGUCACUGAGCAGUUGCGAUAA
This is a messenger RNA of Fusarium pseudograminearum CS3096, 1833 nucleotides long. RefSeq lists its product as uncharacterized. Gene Ontology annotation, molecular function: oxidoreductase activity. Bases 1 to 1833 code for a protein of 610 amino acids. Lineage: Eukaryota; Fungi; Ascomycota; Sordariomycetes; Hypocreales; Nectriaceae. The transcript is spliced from 5 exons. The record is from RefSeq and is a predicted model, not a curated record.